AUGGAUGGCGAAAAAAUAAACACUUCUGGAAUAAGUUUAGAUAUCCUUGAAGACAUUUUAGAACUAGCAUUCCAAAAGUGGUAGAAAGAGAAGAGAUAUAAUCCAACUUCAGAAUUUAAUUCAAUCAAAGUGUUAAGUUCUUAUAAUGAAAUACUCUAUUAGAGAAAUAUCAAUUCAGAGAAGGAUUAGCUUUAUUACAAUUUCAUUCAUUAAAUUGGCAAAUAAAUCCCUAAAGGCAGUUCAAAGGAUGAUUGGCUUUCUUUUUGCAAAUAAAUUUUCAAAUCGCCUGUUAAGUCUUAGUAUCAAAAAUCUGAGGAGAGCGCUGAAUCAAAUAAGAAUUUGAGCAUGUAUGCAAAUAAAGACUAUAUAAAUAAAUUGAUGAUGAAGGCCUUUAUUGUUUUACUUAAAAACUGUCUCUACAAAAGACAAAAAAAGAAAGAUCAGUUUAAAAAAUAGCAAUAAGAGAGCAGUUCUCCUAUAAUGAAUUAAGAUAAUUUCAUAGCAGAAUCUGAUAGUUUUAUAAAGUACAAAAGAAAUCAAGUAUCUUAGAAAAAUUUAUAAAAAUAGUCAUCUCAGUCUUAGAUAAAAAAUUCUCCUCAUAUUAGUAUAGAUAGUCAUUAAAACCAAAAUAAAAGCUCUAAUAUGAUGAUGUCCCCUCCUACUUAGGAGUUAAGCUUAUUAUACAAAAGUAGCAACAAUAAAAUGCAAAGAGAAAUUUAAAUUGAUGAGCAAAACAAAUAAGUGAAACAAUGCUCUGAAUUAAAUUUUAUUCAAAAGCCUAAAGUAAAAGAAUCUCAUAAUGACAGUAUAAGAUAAUUGACAGCGAAAGAAUCAUUAGAAUAUUAAAAUUAAAGUAACAGAUAGAUUAAAUCAAAUAAUAGCUUUAGCUAGUUGAAUUAAGUGACAUCUCCAUCUCAGCUACCUCUUUAAACAAAUAACUCGCCUUCUACAUAUAACAAUCUAUAGAUGGCAUCUCCAAAUAAACUUCCGAAUUUUUAAAAGAAAUAAAAAAAUAUAUAUCUGCUAGAAAACACAAAAGGAUUUUAAGAGCUAGAAACUGUUGCUACAGCUUCUAAUACUGAUAAUUUAGCCACUAUGUCAUCUAAUACCAACACUUUUAGAACAAAGACAAUCAAAUUUACCAAAGAUAAUGCUAAUACUAAAUAUACAAAAUCCCUUAUAAACUGUAUGUAUGAUAAUCUUGAUAUGAUUGAAACUAAUAUGGAUGAAUUAGGCGAAAAUGCAAUAAAUAUGACUAGGAUGUCUGCUGAUUUUGAUGCUUCUUCAAUUUGCAGAGUUAAAAAUAACACAAAAUUUUUAGAUGAAAGCUACUCUUUUCAUCAAGUAAAUACAGCUAAUAAUCUGUUUUAGACAGGACACGAGCAAAGUCUAGAUGAAAUGAGUUUCUAAUAAACAGACUAAAGCUACAAUCUGCCUUAGAAUACCACUAAAGAAAGCUUAUUCGUUAAAUUCAUAGAAAAAAAAUGUAAUGAAGCCUAAACACCAAAAAUUUUAAGUAAAAGCACAGACAGAUAACUUUUUGAUUUGGAUUUUUGUACAAUACAAGAAAAUAUUAAAAUUUUGAGUUCUUAUUUUAUUAAACUAUAAAUAUACAAAAACUAGUAAAAAAAGAAAAAGUAAAUUUAGUAGUAAAUUUUAAAUCUAGAGAAAGAAGCUGAUAGCUAUUUUAUAAGAAAGUUAAAAGAUAAAGUUUUUUGCUUACUGAAAGCAUUUGGGAUAGUUAGUAGUGAAACUCAGGAGAGAUACAAUAAAGUGAAGAGAAAUAACGAGAUGAAGAUAAAAAGAUAAUAUUUGUAUAAAUUUGUUGAAAAAUACCAUGAAAAAGUUCUUGAGAAGACUUAAAUAGAAUAUCUUUAAAAGAAUAUUUCAUAAAAUCUCAUUUAAAAAGCAUUUUACUCAAUGAAGGAUUACCAUGAAAAAUAGUAUUAAAAAAGGAUGGCAGCAAAUUCUUUAAUUUUUACCUCAACAAUUUCAGUAGAUUUUAUAAUUAAUCUUUAUUUAUCUAACAUUUUAAGAUAGAAUGAAUCUCUUCAAUUAUAAAGUAUUUACUAAUUGUUUUAAGAUUGUUCUGCUCAUUAUAAUUAUAAACCUUUGGUGACAUCUUUAAUAAAAAAUGCUUUGAUUACUUAAAAAAAUUCCAAACUUUUAUUGAGGCAGAAUGAAAAUAUUAUUCUAAAUAAAAAGCACACAUACUUUUCAGUUUUAAAAUCUUUAUACGAAAGAAACUUUUAAGCUUCAAAUCUAUAUAAUUACAAGGUUAUGUAGAAAGUUUUUAAUGUUUUCAAAAAUUAUUCUUGUAAAAGAAUGCAACUUAAAGAUGGACUUGAGCAGUUUAUUUCAAAAAGAUUAUGCAAUAAAUUAUAGGAAGUUAUUUAUUCUUGGAAGUAAUUCACUGUUGAAAACUCAUUGCUACAAAGAAAAGGAAGUAUUGUUUUUGAUAAAUAUAGAUAAAAAAUGACUAAGAAAUACAUAUCAAAGUGGAUUGAAAAUUUUAAUAAUUAACAAGAAGACAAAUAAAAAAUACUAAAAUCAAAUACUUUUUUUUUCUAAACUGUAUGCAGUAAAGUUCUUUUCGAAAUGAAAAAGAACUCUUUAAAAAAGAAGUCAAAAAGAUUAAUGAAUUAAAUGGCAAUAAAGCAUUCCAAUGAUAAAACCUUAAGGUUCUUUUUUGAUGUUGUAACAGUUUUCUAUGAGAGAUCUAAGAUAGAAAGAAUAAAGUUGAGACAAAUAGAAGAUAAAAAGAAUCUGAUAAAUUUAAAAUAAUAUUUAAAUCUAUGGAGACUUGAAAGAUUUUACAAUAAAAUCACUUUCUAAUUUAGAUUAAACAAUGUUUUUUAGAAGUUAAUAUUUGCUUUUGAAUAGGAAAAACAAAUAUCAAAGGAAUAUGAAUAAAAGGUGUAACAAUUUUAGAAAUAAUAAGUUUAAAGAAAAGUGCAAAAAGCCUUUGCAGUUUUAUAAUAAAAUACUAAUUUAAGCUCUGAGUAUUUCAGAGAUGCUUUUUCUUUUCACUACAAUACUCUUAUAAGUAAAGCUUUUAACAUAUUAAGAGUAAACAGAGAGAUUAAAAUGCAAAAAUACUCAAAUGUCUUUGAAUAUUUAAAUAAAAAAGCACAUCAACUAUAGUUCAACAUCUUUGAGACUUGGAAAUAAAGAGCAAUUCAAAAUAGCGAGUCAAGAAAAAAAGAUAAAUUGGCUUUGAAUUUUUACAUUAAGAAACUCUUUACUUUGAUAAUAAAAACUCUUUAAGACCAUGCUUAAUAGUAAAAAUCAAAAAAGCAAAAUAAAGAUUUGGCUCUUAUAUACUAUAAAAAUAGUCUUUGGAAAAGAUGGAGAUAAAAGUUUAUUGAUAAAAUAGUUAUAAAUCAUGACAAUAUGAGAUUGAUGACAUUAGGAAUGAAAUCAAUGAUAAUCAAUUUAAAUAAUAAGAAAUAAAUGAAUGAAAAAAUAUAAAAGGCUGAUUACUUUAUGUAUAUGAGUCUUUUUAAGAAAGCUUAAUAUUUUAUCGAGUUUUUGAAAAUUAAUAAAGAAAAAGCUUUUUUCAAAAAGUAAGCCGUGAAUAAUGCUAGAGAGAUAAUUGAGAAGAAUUGUAAGGCAAGAAUUUUCUAAGAAAUGAAAAAAUACUCUCAAAAAAACAAAGGCUACACAAAAAAAAUAAUACUUAUGAAAUAAAUAAAAAACUUAGAGUUGACAAAAAUAUAUUUUAUUAAAUUGAUGUAAAAUUUGGCCAACAAAAAGAUUUUUACAAGAAAGAUUUUUGACAGAUUAGAACUUUAGAAAAAAAAGAAUUUAAAAUCAGCAAUCAGAUUGUGGAAGAAAUCAAUUGAUAUUUAAAAUGAAGAAAUAGAGAUACACGAUAAGGGUGCUUUCUUACAGUAAACUCUUCUCAAAAAAAGAUUUUUUGUGAGCUUUAUUUAGCAUCACCAAUAAAUUUAAGCUGAUAAAAUAUAAAAUAUAAAAUCCAUCCAGUUCUAUAAAAGACAGCUCUUCUAUAAAUUUAGAAAUAUUUUCUAUAAAUCUAUAGAAUUAAAGAAACUUAAAUUUAUAGCAACAAAACACUUUGCUUUUAAUUUAAUGAGAAAGGGUUUCUUUGGAUGGAAGUAAUAUUCAGUAGAGCUUUUUGAAUAAAGAUAUAAAAAAGUAGAUGAAUACUUUGAUAAUCCAUUUUUAAUGUCAUAGAAAAAGAGUACAAUAAGCUUAGUUGAUAAAGAAAACUUUGAUAUUAACUAAUAAAUUGCUGAGGAUUUUGAUAAUAAUUUUGACAGUAUAAUGUCAUAUAGUAGUGAUAAAAAAUUAAAACCUAACUUUGGGUAAAAUUAAAAUAAAGUGUUAAAGGUAAUAGAUAAUUACAGAAAAUGA
Molecule: messenger RNA, 4377 nt
Organism: Tetrahymena thermophila SB210
Lineage: Eukaryota; Ciliophora; Oligohymenophorea; Hymenostomatida; Tetrahymenidae
Exons: 12
Source: RefSeq, a predicted model, not a curated record